Molecule: messenger RNA, 1560 nt
Organism: Leguminivora glycinivorella
Lineage: Eukaryota; Metazoa; Arthropoda; Insecta; Lepidoptera; Tortricidae
Product: adenosine deaminase 2-like
Exons: 1
Coding region: 67-1560 (497 amino acids)
Biological process (GO): adenosine catabolic process; inosine biosynthetic process
Molecular function (GO): adenosine deaminase activity
Source: RefSeq, a predicted model, not a curated record
UUUAAAUUAUUAUAAUUCCAUGUACUAAGUAACUAGGUACUUAUCCUUUCAAGAUUUGCUACGAAAAUGAUCACAAUUAGUGUUUUGUUUUGGCUUUUGUUUGAUCAAAUCGCUGCGGAAGACAUCGCUAAGUACAUGGCGGAAAGGGCAAGGACAAUGGAAGUGGAUUCACAAAUUACUCUAGGACAGAAAUUGGUCCUUUCGGAGAAAAAAUUACGCGUAAAUGACAAACUGAUGAAAUGCAAAAAUAUGGAUUUAGAUAACUCACCGAACAAUACGCAUUACUUGGACUUUUCUGGGUCGUUUUUCAAGUACAGGGAUGCUAUGAGGCGCUCCAAGUCAUAUGAGAUGAUCCGAAGGAUGCCCAAAGGAGCAUCGCUUCACGUCCACAGCUCGCUCAUGCUGGACCCAGAUGACUUAUUAAAGCUGACGUAUGAAGAUCAUUUAUACAUCUGUCUAACGGAAAACUACUUAGACUUUUAUUUCUCGAAACAAAAUCCAAAACGCAAUUGCUCCUACCAGUGGAGUCUACUGAAAGAACUUAGAAAGAAACAUGCAAAUGUUACUCAAUUUGAUAAGACGCUAAAAGAGCGCCUAACUUUAGGUCCCGAGGACGAUUUAACUGAUGAAAACAGGGUGUGGGAAGAAUUUGAACAUAUUGUCGAUGCAAUCUCAUCUCUGAUUGAGUACCGACCAGUGCGCGAAAAAAUGAUUUAUCAAUCAUUGCAAAAUUUAUAUGAUGACAAUAUUUUAUACGUCGAGAUCAGAAUAGGAUUAAACCCUCUUUACGAGCUGAAUGGGACAAUACACGACGAUCUUUAUAUGGUAUCGUUGUAUGAUCAGGUAGCAAGUAAAUUCAUGUUAGCCAACCCUGACUUUGCUGGAUUAAAACUUAUUCUGGCUUCUUUUAGAAAAGUAAAUAUAGAGAAAGUUGAAAAAGACCUCAAUUUUGCUCGGAAUGUAAAACAGACCCUACCUGAUGUGUUUGCUGGCUUCGAUCUUGUUGGCCAAGAAGAUAAAGGGAAAACUCUAAAGGAUUAUUUACCAGUACUAUUAAAAUCAAAAGGUGAAAUAGACUAUUUUUUCCAUGCAGGUGAAACUAAUCAGUUCGGGACGCCGGUGGACGAAAAUCUAUUUGAUGCUAUAUUGUUGGGAACUAAAAGAAUUGGUCACGGAACCGCCUUGUUCAAGCAUCCAGAACUGAUUAAGCUAGUUUGGGAAAAGGACAUAGCUCUAGAAGUGAAUGUGAUAUCAAACUCUGUGUUAUCAUUAGUUAAAGACUUGCGUAGUCAUCCACUGGCUGUAUAUUUGGUGCUGGGUCUACCCGUGGUGCUGUCGAGCGACGACCCCGGCGUGUGGGGCGCGAGGCCUGCGACUGACGACGUCUAUGUUGCCUUCAUGGCCAUCGCCAGUCAAAAGGCAGAUCUGAGGAUGCUGAAGCAGCUGGCGAUGAAUUCUAUAAAGUACAGUUCGUUAAACACUCAGAGGAAAGAGAAAUUGUUCGAGACUUUUGAGAAGAAAUGGAUAGAGUUUAUAAACUACGAGGACGAAAUACCCUAA